AAAACUCUCUGAUUGAUGGGCUUGCACUCUUUCUUCAAUUUACAGAGACGUUCACCGAGUCUCCGCUCUGAGUCUUCACUGGAACAGAGUUUGCGGAUUACUGUUGGUAGUGACCGGUAUUGCAUUGGCACACCAGAGAGAAGGAGGCUGCCUGAUAGACUGGGCUCACCAAUUGAUAACCUGAGUGACAGGGAUGAUAUGGCCGAUGGUCCCAUAUUCACCAGAGGCCUCUCAGGCACUCGAGGCUUAGAGAGAUACCUGUCACAUGAAGAUCAACCUUCAAGUCCCUUUAGCAUGAGACACGAUGAAGACUACCGCAACCGAGAUGUUUUUCUUCAUCGUUCAGAUUAUAGCCCGCAUUAUGGUCGUCGAGAAGAACUGCCUCGUGGAUCUGACAGAGAUGGUGAGAAAUUUAGGAAAUCUUUCUACCCAUCAAGACCAGAAGAGAGGGGACGAGAAAUAAAGCGUCCACGGUACGAAAAAGAUGAGAAAUUGCAUUGUAUGAGUGGAGAGCAUCAAGGUUUUUCAUCAGGAACACGAAACUAUCGCAGGCGAAGCCGCAGCCUUAGCCGCAGUAGAAGUCCAAGCCCAUCAUACCUAAAUGAAGAAUUCCGAGAGCUUGACCGCGCCAGGAGAAAAAGAGAAGAGGAAGAACGUAAUAGAAACUUGAAUCAUGAUGUUUCAGACAGUGGUUAUGUGAUCCCAGGCUUGACUAACACACUACAGACUUCUGAGCCUCGUUAUACAUAUAGGCCUGAGGAAAUACCAUCCAUGCCUAAAAAAUCUAUCUUGAAGAAAAGAGUAGAGAUGGAAGUAGAGUCUCCUGUUCAGCCCGAGGAGUUUUUUAGCAGCCCUGCUCCCAGCAAGGAUCUUCCUCUUCUUUCUAGUCAUUCAUCUUUGCCCCAGAGCAACAACACAGCUCAGUUUUCUUCUGAAGUGGAGAACUUUCUCAAGCAGUUUAACAAAGACUCUGUGAUGGAGCCUGCAAACAAAGAGUUACAUGAUGGCUUAUAUGAAUGGAACCCACUUUCUGCGGCUCCCAAAGACACUUUUACAUAUGAAGAGAAGUUUGGAAGCUUUUUAAGUCACAAGGACAAAAUAGAACCCAAAUCAGAGCCUACUGAUCGCCAUACUGACUUCCUACUGCCUCAUGAGAGGGCCAGUCAGGAUGGCAGUGGUUUCUCCCGAAUUCUGGGCAUGAUGGCUGAUUCUGUCAGUGCUCAGGAGAAGAGGAGGCGUAGUUUUCCUGACAUUGAGGAUGAAGAGAAAUUUCUUUAUGGUGAUGAGGAUGAAGACACUAAUACUGAAUCACACCUUGUUCAAAAGCCUCCUGUGAGUUGUACCAGUGAGCUAAUAAACCAGAAGGUGAGCCUACCUCCUUCUCCUGCUCCAGCUGUCAAGCUGGAUCCUUUAGAAGAGCCUAAUGCUGAGUACGCCAAGAUUCAUGACUUACUCAAAACCAUUGGACUUGACAUUGGUGUUGCUGAAAUUGGAAGACUAGCCAUUCGUACUCAGGAACGCCUUCAUGGCAAGAAGUUGGCAUCCCGUUCUCCUGAUCGUCGCUCUUCCGAUACUCGCAGAACAGACCCUUGGGACUUACAUCGCAGCCGAAGCAACACUCGUUCUCCAGAGUCAGGCCAGCAGCACUCAGCAUCACCUCCCAUUUCUUUCCAGCAGGCUAAAGAUCCAUCCUCCCUUCAGAAAUCAGAAUAUACCAAGAACAAGCCAGGAGGACAGGACAUACCUCCAUGUGCACCAGAACAACCUCUUCCUUCCGUUUCUCUUAUUCCCUCAGUUCCACCAGCUCCUGCUAGUUUGCCACCUACACCUACUUCUGUUUCCCAAUACCAAAUUCCCAAUUACUCCCAGUUCACUACCACUCAGAUGCCCCCAAACUAUCCACCUCCCACACUGGCCCCUCCAGGAUAUGAUGCGUAUGGGCAUUAUAUGGCUUAUGCAGCUCCUGGCUGGACCAUGUAUCCCCCUACCCAGCAGCCUAAUCCUGCAUUGCCAGAGACUCAUGGACUUCUUACUAUGGCCAUGUCAGCAAACCCUACGCGUCCCAACCUCCGGGUUAUUGAGACGGUCUCUAUGAGAAAGGAUGCCGCUGAUGUGAAAAGAGACGGUUCUGUGCUCGUUCGUGUUCCUACCACUCCUACUCAUUCCAAAGUUCCCCUUCGUCCAUCUUCACACCCUCUCAAAAGUACUCCAGAAAAGAUAUCAGAUGAAAAAAAUCGAGCAGCUCAGAAGCAGAAGGUGAUAGAAGAGAGAGAAAAACUGAAGAAUGAGCGAGAAGCACGGCAGAAGAAACUGUAUUAUCUGAAGACUGAACUGGACAGGCUUCGUAAACAGCAAGGAGAGAUGCUGAGGAAAAAACGACGUGAGAAGGAUGGUCACAAAGACCCCUUGUUGGUUGAGGUGAACAGACUUCAAGAGAAUAUUAUGAAGGAGAUUUCAGAGCUCCAUAAAGAAUCUGAUGCAGCAGAUAAGAAGCAAUCUGAGCUUGACAAAGUAGCACAGAUCUUGGGGAUUAACAUAUUUGAAAAACCCCGGAAACCAUCUGUGGAAACCAAAGAUUCCUCAGAAAAGAACAGCAAAUCAGAAAACACAAAAGGUCUGGAGAAGGCAACUUCUUCCAAUAAGGAAUCAAAACCAACUAAUGAAAAAUCCAGAGGCAGAAGCCCGAAGCCAGCAGAAUCCUCUUCACAGUCCUCCAAACAUCCUUUCCAGUUGGCCAAUAUUUAUGAAUAUUAUGAUGCAGGGAACCACUGGUGCAAAGACUGCAACACCAUCUGUGGGACCAUGUUUGAUUUUUUCACACAUAUGCAUAAUAAGAAACACAGACAGACCCUGGAUCCUUACAACAGACCUUGGGCUUCGAAGACCCAGAGUGAGACCAAACAAGACUCCAUAAAGCGCAUUGAUAAGAUAACUGUUCCUGCCAAAGGGUCUGAGUUUCUGAUUCCCAUCACUGGUUAUUACUGCCAACUCUGUCAUGAAUUUUUUGGAGAUCAAAUCUCAGCUGAACAGCAUGUGAAAAGUCAUCCUCACAAUGAAAAAUAUAAGAAAUACAUAGAUGAAAACCCGCUCUAUGAAGAAAGGAGAAAUCUAGACCGUCAGGCUGGACUGGCUGUAGUUCUGGAAACGGAGCGCAGGCGGCAGAAUGAACUGAAGAGGAAACUAGUUGAGAAACAGAAAGAAGAGAAGGAUGAGAAGAAAGCAAAAAUAAUAAAGAAAGAGGAAACAAAGAACACCCCAGAGCUUGGAGAAGGAGCUAGUGAAACUCAAGACAAAACAGAUUCUUCUGGGCGAAAAAUGGGUAUUAAGCUUAAGCUGAAGAAGGAAGAGAAGAAAGAGGAGAAAAAAGAAGAAAAGAAGGAGGAAUCUAAAAAGGAAUCACCAAGUCAGACAUCAUUUGGGAAAUUCAGCUGGAAAAAGGCAGAGAGAGAGGAUAAGGCCUCGGGAGUAGCUAUUCCAAAGGAGGAGAGCAUGGAGGGAAACAAAGAGGAGAACAAGUUUCAGUCGGGGAAACUCCAUGCCAAGUCCAUUGAAAUCAAGCUGUCUGGGAAAACUGUUAUUCCACACACCAGCCCAUGGACACCAGUUGCUUAUGCAUCAACGCAGUCAAAAAUUCUACCCAAUCUUCCAGUCCCCACUAUGAUUUUCAGGAAAUCCACUACUGCAACAGUUAGCAAACCAGCACCUUUAAAUACUUUUCUAUCCAUCAAAUCCUCUGGGACCACUACCAAACCACUACCCGUGGUAAAAGAAACGAAUGCAGAUCUUCUGCUGCCUCCGGAUAUCAUCUCAAAAGCUUUUGGAGGAGAAGAGGUAAUAUUAAAAGGGCCAGAGGAGGAAUUGAAAGCACCAGAGAAAAGUGAAUCUUCUCAGACUUCUGAUAUACCGCCUCCUCCACCUCCUCCACCUGCAGUCCAGCCUGCUGCCGUCAUUCCUGCGGAUGAAGUAGCUCCAGGUGUGUCUGAAAGUGAACAGACAAUGCUAGCGAUGCCUGUAAGGCCACCUCCUCCACCACCACCUUCAACUGCGUUUAGUGAGCAGACAAAAAAAAUAGAGAAACGAAACUCUUGCCUGGCCACUGCCAAUGCUAAAGAUCUCUAUGAUAUUUUCUACAGUAGUGGUGGAAAGGGUUCAGCUGACAGCAAGCUUGCAAGUUCUGCACUUCCAAAUGGAGAAAACUCUAACCUAGCAAAACCUGCAGAUUUUCCUUCGAACUCUAGAACAGUCAGUAGCUUAUCCUCCUUUAAAGAGGAAUCUCAGAAUGUGGCUACUGAAGUUAGCCAGGCCCACUCAGCUGAGACAGGCUCAGUAAUGGAGGAAACUGGUUUUCAGGAGACUUUAAUAUCUAAUUUUGAGAUGAGUGCUGACACUGAAAAUGGUAUUCAGAAGGAUGUAGGUAAAAAAUUCCAGGCUCUUACAACAGAUAUUCAGAUUAAAUUGAAAGAUGGGGAUUCUUUACAGUGUAGUAAUCAAGUAGUGGGCAGUUGGAUUCUUGAUGAGAAUCACGCUGAAAGGAACAAGAAGAUAUUUCAGCCUCAGCUGUCAGAAAUGUCAGUCACAGAACUGCUAGAAGCAAAACCUGCUUCUCGUAUUCAGAUGCCUGCAGAAAAGGGACUUGUGGAUGUAGCAAGUCGAGUGCAAGCAGACAACAAGGAGUUCUGUGAUCUGCAGAGAACAGAGAUCCAAGAGAAAGUUGAACAGGAAGAUGCAAAUGAAAUUGCAGUUAGUAACUCAAAUGCCUCUGGCAUUUUGGAGAAAGACAAAGAGAUGAAAGACAGGGAAAUAAAAGCAGUAAAGCCUGAGCUUAUGCUAGAACAGAUUGAAGUUCAAAAUCUGGGAGAUCCCCAUUUGGUAGAGGAAAAUUUAAGUGAUAGCUGUAAAACUGUUUCAGAAACUCAUAGUUCACACUUGCUCAGUGAUUCUCAAAACAUUUCAAAAGAAAAAGUUUUAGUAGCAGUACUGACAGAGCAAAAUUCUAUUGAUGCCUCCUUAAAAGAUGUGAAACCGAACAGUGUAGCUUUGGAAGUACCAGGAGUCCUUGGCAAAACUCCCCAGAUUUCAGAAACUCAAAAUAAGAUUUCAGAAUUGACAGGAAGUCCUGCUGAGUGGGAUGCUUCCAGAAUCAGUAAUAGAGAAGAACAGGUCAUGGCAACCAGUUCUUGUUCUGAAAGCGGUUGGAAAUUAUCGAACACUCCAAAUGUAGAAAUGAAAAAUAAUUCUAAUAAAAUUAGUGCUUCAGAAUUGACAGAGAGAGAGCCAGAGACAUCUCUUAGCAACACAAAAUCUAGAAGUAGCACAUUAGAAGCACAAGAAAAAGUUAGACCAGAACUGUCAGGCCAUGCAGUAUUAGAUAAGCAAACCCAAAGGCAGGAGGUUGCUUGGUUAGUCAGCACCUGCUCAGCAAGCAUUGUUGAACUCAGAUCCAGUGUAGAAUUAGUAGUUGAAGUUGAAAAGAAGUCACUAGGACACACUGGAUCUGAUGAAACAUUAGAUGAUAUUUUUACUAAGAGAGAUGCAAAAGGAAUGGCAGGUUUUUCUGAUCUUGUCCAAGGGUCAGCAGUUUCUUUAUCAGCAGAUUUCAAUCAGCAUCUUUCAGAAGAGGCUGUCAACAGGCAAACAAAGUGUGAGGCUAUAAGAACCUCAGCAGCCAAUGACUUUAGUCUGACUACCACUCACUCAGGAUUUAAUACCAACUGCUCUGAAAGUCUCUCUUUAAGUGUUAAUGAGGACAACAAGAAAGAUUCCUUGAGAUCUGGAAAUACAAAAUGCAGUGAGACCCCCUCUGAGAAAGCAGAACUAGAGUUCAAAAGCACAGAUUUUAAUUUGGGAAAUACUAAGACAGUACAUGAAGACAUCGGUAUCCUUCCAGCAGGACUUUUAAAUACAAAUGUGAAAGAAGUUUCAAAACUAGAAACUAUUGCAUCCGUUAAACUGGAGUCAAACAAACUGAGCAAGCUGGGCUUUGGAAAAACAGUGGAUGAAACAGAGAUUACUGAUUUUGCCACGCUUACUUCUGGUAGUUGGGAAGAUAAACUUUGCACCCAGGUUUCUCAAACAGCUGCAUCGCAGCUUGGAUUGCAGCCCUCAAACAAUGACACGAUGAAAGCAAUCAUGCCAGUUCCAGAAAUGCAGGGCACUUCUACCAUGUCCGAGAACCUUCGGCAAGUGGAGGAGAGCAAAGGUGGUGCUGCUGAAAUGCUGUCUCUGAGCUGUGAUGGAGGCAGCAGACAAAGUCAGGCAUCUGGCUGUGUGGAAACGUUCCUUCCUGGACUCAAAGAAACACGUGGAAAGGAGGGUGGCUCAGGAGGCAAGGGACUAUGUGCUAUCCAGAGUAAGAAGACUGAGCAAACAGAAACCACUGACAGUAGUUUGGAAUCUACAGCAAAUUCAGGAAUGACUGAAAGCUUAGCAGAAAGCCGAGUGGGUUGAAAUGAACCCAGGCAGCCCCAACAUUUGAGGAGCCAGAGCCGGGAUGAUGUAUAUGUUUUUUUUUUGUUUGUUUUGUUCCAGUUGAGGUGUUUGGGUGCACUUUGCAUCACAAAAUCACAGAAUAUCAGGGAUUGGAAGGGACCUCAAAAGAUCAUCUAGUCCGAUCCCCCUGCCUGAGCAGGAACACCUAGGACAUCGUAGCAUUGUAGGACAUGGCUAAAUUGAAACUUAACACCAUCAGAAACCAGACACGUAUGUUAUUCUGUACAUAGUUAACUGUGUAAAAUGUUUUUUCAUGUGAAUUUUUUUGCCAAUUUCUUUUCUACACUUCUGCUAUUAAAAUGGAAUCUCUCGUUUAUAAUGCGUGCGUCUUUGUUGUUUAUUUUGGGGGCUUCUGUUCUUUGAACGUUUCUGGAUGAUUUCCAGCUCAUCUUGUUCCUGUCAGUAGCAUCGCAAGUAGUCCAACCUCUGGGACAAGCUCAAGAACAGCAAAUUAGAACUUGAGGAAAUGGAGACUUGCAGAAGAACUAAAACUGAAAAUUGUUUUAAACUGUAAUGCAUGGUUUUGUUUACUUUAUUGUUUGAAAUGCAAGAAAUGUGAUUAAUCUUUUGUUUGUUUGUUUAUCUGUCUUUGUGAUUUGUAAUCGCUGCUGUAUUACAUCUGUACUUAAGCUGUUUCACUGUAUUGUAUAAGCACGUUUAUGGAUGCCACAUCACUAAUGAAGGGGAGAAAAUCUGUCCGACUGGCUUUUGGAGAAGAAGACUAAUCGGUAAGGCUCUGUGGCCUGACACCUGGAUCAGACAUAUUGAGGUCACUUAAACAUGUUUUGAAAUGGGCUUUCUUUCAUUGUAUUGUGAUCCAGUAACUGUUUGUAUUAAAUUGUUUAGCAGCUGACCAGCUCUGAAGAAGUAGAAGAUCAGAACCCUGGUGUCAGGAAUUGGACUCGCUUCAUGAGAUAGAGACACAUGCAUGCCUACCCUGAAUGAUCCUAGAGCUAGCAAAAGCUCUAGAAUGAUGGUUUUCAUUUGUAUAGCUCGUUAAAGGCUGAAGUAUUAAAUGUGUUUGCUUGGAUAAAUUGAACAUUUUUAUUUGUAAAUUGUUUAAAAAAUAAACAUACUGUGUUCAACAAGA
Messenger RNA from Meleagris gallopavo (turkey), 7579 nucleotides. The record is from RefSeq and is a predicted model, not a curated record. NCBI's taxonomy places the organism in Eukaryota, Metazoa, Chordata, Aves, Galliformes, Phasianidae.